This is a messenger RNA of Triticum turgidum subsp. durum (durum wheat), 1302 nucleotides long. Lineage: Eukaryota; Viridiplantae; Streptophyta; Magnoliopsida; Poales; Poaceae. The record is from the annotation of a GenBank genome assembly.
AUGAUUCUAAUAGUGGUACCUCCAUUUAUGGUACUGACAUUUAUGAACUCCUCGAAACAAGUGUGGGGACACUUUAAGUACUCUGAAUUAUCACCAAGUGCACACUCAUCAGACUACCGCGCACAGCUCGCCAUGGUUCUGCUCAUCAAGCUUCUCUUCGUCCCCGCCACCGUGUUCCUCUCGGCGCUCAUCAUUUUGUCCUACUUCACCAGCGUGCCGUACCUGAGCUACUCCGACCUCCCCUACUACGGGUCCUACUUCUGGCGGAUCCCCAAGUGCGACAUCUACCAGGGCGAGUGGGUCCCGGACGCGGACACGCCGCCGCAGUACACCAACGAAACGUGCUCCUACAUCCAGGAGCACCAGAACUGCAUGAAGUACGGCCGGCCGGACUUGGAGUUCCUGAGGUGGCGGUGGCAGCCGAGCCGGUGCGACCUCCCGCGGUUUGACGCCGACAAGUUCUUCCGGCUCGUUGGGAACAAGACGCUCGCGUUCGUAGGGGACUCACUCGCCAGGAACCACAUGCAGUCCCUACUCUGCCUCUUGUCCAAGGUGGCGUCGCCGACGGAGGUGACGGAGAGGACGGACCCCAUCAAGAUAAUGCACUACGAGCGCUACAACUUCACCCUAAAAAUCAUCUGGUCGCCUUUCCUGGUGAGGACGGAGGAGCCGGACAACAACUCCGGUGUGUUCAAGCUCUACCUCGACGAGCCCGACGGCAGGUGGUUGUCCGGCGUGGCCGGGUUCGACUACGUGAUCCUCUCGGGGGCCAACUGGUUCACGCGCCAGUCCAUGUUCUACGAGAGGGGGCAGCUCGUCGGCGGCAGCUUCGUCGCGCUCAACAUCACCAGCAACCUCACGCUGCGCUACUCCCACCGGAUGGCGUUCCGGACAGCGCUUCGGGCCAUCAACAAUCACGGCAGCGUGAAGGCGAAAGUCAUCGUGCGGACGCUGUCGCCGAUGUCUCACUUCGAGGGAGGGUCGUGGGACAAGGGCGGGGACUGCCGCCGGACGCAGCCGUACCGGAGCAACGAGACGACGAUGGGUGACCUGGACCUCGACUUCUACACGGGGCAGGUGGAGGAGUUCAGGGAGGCGGAGAAAGCGGCCGCGGUUGCGGGAGUGGACAUGGUGCUCAUGGACACGACGGGCGCCAUGCUGCUGCGGCCGGACGGACACCCGAGCAGAUACGGGCACUGGCCGGAAGAGAAGCGGGUACUCUCCAACGACUGCAUCCACUGGUGUCUGCCCGGGCCGGUCGAUGCCUGGAACGACAUGUUGCUUCAAAUCAUGUCAGACUAG